AUGGCCCCCAGCACCGUGGCCGUGGAGCUGCUCAGCCCCAAAGAGAAAAACCGACUCCGCAAGCCCGUGGUGGAGAAGAUGCGCCGCGACCGCAUCAACAGCAGCAUUGAGCAGCUGAAGCUGCUGCUGGAGCAGGAGUUCGCGCGGCACCAGCCCAACUCCAAGCUGGAGAAGGCCGACAUUCUGGAGAUGGCGGUCAGCUACUUGAAGCACAGCAAAGCGUUCGCCGCAGCCGCCGGCCCCAAAAGCCUGCACCAGGACUACAGCGAGGGUUACUCCUGGUGCCUGCAGGAGGCUGUGCAGUUCCUAACGCUGCACGCAGCCAGCGACACGCAGAUGAAGCUGCUCUGUCACUUCCAGCGUCCUCCCGCUGCGCCCACUGCGCCUGCCAAGGAACCCAAGGCCGCCGGCCCUGCGCCCCCGCCCGUGCUCACCCCUGCCAAGGCCACCGCAGUUGCAGCACGCCAGCCCACUUGCGGCCUCUGGCGGCCCUGGUGA
Odobenus rosmarus divergens (Pacific walrus) is the source of this 498-nucleotide messenger RNA. RefSeq names its product hairy and enhancer of split 5 (Drosophila) (gene HES5). The record is from RefSeq and is a predicted model, not a curated record. Gene Ontology annotation, cellular component: nucleus. The transcript is spliced from 3 exons. Gene Ontology annotation, biological process: anterior/posterior pattern specification; regulation of transcription by RNA polymerase II; regulation of neurogenesis. Lineage: Eukaryota; Metazoa; Chordata; Mammalia; Carnivora; Odobenidae. The coding region runs from base 1 to 498 and encodes 165 amino acids. Gene Ontology annotation, molecular function: protein dimerization activity; DNA-binding transcription factor activity, RNA polymerase II-specific; RNA polymerase II cis-regulatory region sequence-specific DNA binding.